Molecule: messenger RNA, 2731 nt
Organism: Zonotrichia albicollis (white-throated sparrow)
Lineage: Eukaryota; Metazoa; Chordata; Aves; Passeriformes; Passerellidae
Source: RefSeq, a predicted model, not a curated record
GAGUGCUCUGGAUCCGCUUCACCCCCCACAGCCCCCGGUCCCUCGUGGGCACCUCCUGCCUGGCUUCCCACCCCGCUGCUGACAGGGGUGGGGAUGGGUGCACCCAUCCUUCCUCGGUGCUCUCCCGCAGCUCGGUCCUUCCGGGCAGGAGCGGGCAGGUGCCUGAUAUUUUUUCUCUGUGCAUUUCCUGGUCGGAGGCAGGAGGCAGGGCAGGCUGGGUGGUCCCGAGCCCCGACGACACCGACAGCUCCUCUCGGCGCCCGGGUGUCCACAGGAGCUGCUGCGAUGGAGCUGGGGGAUGUCUGGAAGCCCACGUACGGCCCUGGCCCCGAAGCGCCGGGGAGCAGCACGCCGGGGCUGGUGGCAAUGGCGCACGGCUUCCUGCGGCUGGUGCAGCCCAACGCCCUGCCCACAGAGCUGAUUAAUUUUGAGCAGUCCCAGAAUGGGUUCAGCCGAGAUGACAUCAAUGAGCUGCUGCUCUACGAACUGGGUUUCCUGGUCUGCGCGGCCAUUGGAGUCCUCCUCAUCAUCCUGGUGCCGCUGGUGGGAUUCUGCUUCUGCUGCUGCCGCUGCUGCGGGCACUGCGGGGGCCGGCUGGUGGUGUCUGUGCCCUCAUCAGCAACAGCCGCUUCUCCCAGGCUGUGAAGAGCACCUUCCCCAAUGUGAACAACACUCUGGACAACGUCCACACCUACCUGGCCUCCAUCCCCCAGCAAGUUGAUUUUGUCAUCAACAAGAGCGAUGUCCCACUGAGCUAUGCCAACCGCAGCCUGCAGGACAUUGGGCCCAAACUGGGCAGCAUGAUCACCUCCCGCAUCAGGAACAGCACGGAUGGGGCUCUGGGGUCUCUCCAGAGCCUCUUGCAAGGGAUGGAGACACUGAAUAACAUCUUUGCCAACAUUGCCAACCGCCGCUCAGACCUCGAGGAGCUGCAGAGCAGCUACAGCCAGGGGCUGGUCAGCCUGAGGGACAGGCUCAAUGGCACCCUGCAGAAAUGUGGCCUCCCCUGCAGCCAAGUGUCCCUGGAGGGGCUCGCCUUCAGUGCCAACUUCAGCACGAUCCCAGGUGUGGAGCAGCAGCUGCAGGCACUGCGUGAGGUCUCUGAGUCAAACAUAAAGUCUGAUUUGGAGGAGGUUAACACAACGCUGGGCAUGACCCCCGACAAGGUGCAAGAGCAGUCCCAAGAGGUGGUGGCAAAGAGCCAGGAUCAGCUGCUCCUCAUCAGGCAGGAGAUCAGGAACUUGCAGGGAAGGUUGCCACUCCUGGAUGUGGAGCAGGAAGUUGGGGCCUUUGUGAACAAUGCCACAUCCAUGCUGGAGAAGUACAGGGAGCCAAUCGUGGCCUGGGAUGGGCUCAGGUUGAUCCUGUGUGCCCUCCUGUGCUGCACGGUGCUGCUGGUGGUCCUCUGCAACGUUUUUGGGCUGCUGCUGGGGCCCCUGGGGCUGAAGGAAGGUGUGCUGCCCACACAGCGCAGCAGCCUCUCCGAUGCUGGCGGGAACUUCUUCAUGGCAGGGGUUGGCUUCAGUUUCAUCUUCUACUGGCUGCUCAUGCUGCUGGUGAUGAUCACCUUCGUGGUGGGGGGAAACAUUUACAUGCUCCUCUGUGAGUCCUGGCACAACCAGCAGCUCUUCCAGCUCCUGGACACUCCUGGCAAAAUCCCUAACUUCAAUCUCUCAGAGCUGCUGGGCCUGAAGGGUGACACAACAAACUUCUCAGAGAUAUACAGGCAGUGCCAGCACGACGCGUCCCUGUGGCAAACUCUGCACUUGGACCAGAGCGUGUCCCUGGACGAGCUCCUGAAUAUCAGCCAGUACGCAGGAGACAUCUCCACAGCUUUUGAGAAGAUGAACAUCACCCUAAGCCCCAUCUCCCUGCUCAACCAGAGCCAGAAGGACCUGCUGCUGAGGGCCAGUCAGGCUGCACAGCCUCCCAACUUCACCCUCACCCUGGAGCAGCUGGAUCAGAAUAUUAUCCAAGGAAGCCUCCUGGAUCUGGCUGUAGAGUUGGAGCAGCUGGCAGAAAAUGUGAGCACAGAUGUGAAGAAGGACCUGGAAGAUAAUGCUCGUGAACUGAGGGAUCUGGAAAAGGAGAUGCAGGGGAACUUCUCUGGGCCACUGCAAAAUCUGAAGGAGAACAUCCACUCAGUGCAGAGUGGGGCUGCCCAGCUGGAGGGACAGACAACAGCUGCACUGGACAAAGCCAACAAAACCCAGGAAUUCCUGGAGAGGGAGAUGCCAAACAUCAUCAAGAACGAGACAUUGGCCUUCCUGGACCAGCUGUUGGAUUUCUUUGAGACCUACAUUUCAUGGGCCAAGAGCAGGGUGACAAAAGAUGUGGCACGUUGCAAGCCCAUAGCUCAGUCCUUGGAUGAUGUGGAGGUCAUUGGCUGUGACUAUAUCAUGGACUCUGUGAAUGCCUUCUGGUUCAGCCUGGGCUGGUGCACCUUGUUCCUGCUGCCCAGCAUCGUCCUGUCUGUCAGACUUGCCAAGUUUUACCGCCGCAUGGAUAUUGCUGAUGUGUACAGGAAUGAAGACUUUGAGAUGCCACCAACAUUCAACUCCUACAAAAUCCCCAGGCCUUCCACAAGGCAUUAGCUCCCAUCACCCACAGAUGGAAGAAAUGGACAGACCCCCCCACUUGAAAAAUGUGAUUAUUUAUUUUUGCAGGGAACCUGCCUGUUUCCAGGGCUGUAAUUUUUGGUGUCAAAUAAUAAAUGGUGUGUUUGUGUGCA